Messenger RNA from Lycium ferocissimum, 1353 nucleotides. RefSeq lists its product as uncharacterized. Lineage: Eukaryota; Viridiplantae; Streptophyta; Magnoliopsida; Solanales; Solanaceae. Bases 1 to 1353 code for a protein of 450 amino acids. The record is from RefSeq and is a predicted model, not a curated record. The transcript is spliced from 2 exons.
AUGUGGCUCCAGAAGUGGCAUCCAGACUUCAAACCAGAAGAAGACUCCCCAAUUGUUCCAGUCUGGGUACUACUUCCUAAGCUCCCUUUUCAUUGUCAUGCUUGGCACUACGUGAGACAAAUAGUAGCACCUGUAGGAAUCCCACUUAACAUGGAUGCUGCUACUACUAGUAGAACUAGACCAGGAAUGGCCAAGAAACUGGAAUAUGAGAGUGUUCCAAAGUUUUGUACGUACUGUAAAAAACUAGGACAUUCCCUAGGUCAAUGCAGAUUUGCCAACAAGAAAAAAGAGAUUACUAAUGAGGAGAUUGAGCAGCAAACAGCAGACACAGUAGAGGCAAGUAAAGAAGAAGUCAUUGAGGAAAAUGACAAGGAAGAUGAAAGGGAGGCAAAAGGUCGGAUUGAAGAAAAAGCAGCUGAAGUGCAAGCAGCUAAAACCAAAGGAGAGAAAUACAGGGAGAAGAGAAAACAAAGGAGAAGGAGAAAUGCACUGAAAGUGAAGAGAAACAAGGGCAAUGGAAAUAACCAAAACAAGGAAAAGAAACAACUAGAGGAAAGGAAGGCUGAAACACAUAAAGAGGCCAAUUUGGAAAAACACCAGGACAGUAGCAAUAACAAUGAGAAUAAAGACAAGCAAUUUGGAACUGAGGAACAAAACGCACCCAUGGAGGAAGAAGAGAGUCAGAAAGGGGAAUAUGGGGAUGACAGGAACUCACAAAUCGAAGGAGUAAGUCCCACAAAAGACCAACAUGAGAAGACAAGGGAGAAUCAGAUGCAAAAAUCUGUGGUAGUGAUAACUACUAAUGAGAAUGAGGAGGGUAAUAGGCAAGAUAUAAGUGAGCCUACCAACCCUCCAAUCAAGACUCACAACAUUUUUCAAAGUAUAGCUAAUGACACUGGCCAACUGGAUGAUGAAAUCGAUCAAGGACAAGACACUGAAAAUACCAUAUCAGAAGAGAUGGUUCCAGGAGAAAAUCAUACUUUAAUUAUGCAGAAGGAGGUGAAUGAUACAAUUAUGUUUAGAGCCUCCACAGAGAAAUCAGUGACAGGCUCUAGUAAUCACAAUAAAGAGGAGGAUGAGGAAGAGCAAUUCAAAGAAGACAGGGCAGUAGAGCAAACGCAAGAAGACAGUUUUUCUGAGGAAGAAGUUGCUGAUAGCUUAAUAAAUGCCUAUGCUCAAGAACCUGCAAUUAUAACAGAGGUGGAGAAUCAGUUCAAAGAAGUCAUAGAAAAAGGAAAUCUAUCUCCUAAAGGAACUGAAUUCCUAAAGGGAAAGAAAAACAAAAAGCCAAGUUCCUCAACUCCUGCAGUGAUUACCAGAGACAGGGGUAGAGGAUCAAAGAAACAUCAAUGA